UGGGAGAAGAGUAAACCGGAACACGGAUGUAUGCAGCCGGUUUCACGUGUUAAUUAAGGAUCAUCCAUUUACGGUGACUGCAGUGUUAGCGUUUUCUCUGUGCUAAGUAAACUGUUCCAAAUUGAACGUAUCCACGGAUGGGAGGACCGAUUAGCCCGAACUGAAUUAUUUUCGGGUUUAAUUGUGAGUCUCUUAAUUGGACCCUACGGAACGAUAAAUCCGUGUGGCAGAAGUAACGGCUGCUGGCUACCACACGGAAGGCACUGUACGCUGAGCGAAGCUGUAAACGCGUGCGUGGGAUUCUCAAGUCAGCCGGAUGCUAACAAUGAAAUUAUCUUUCAUUCGAAGAAGCACAGCCACCCCUGUGCCGCGUGGAAAAUCGAAUCGAACGCACACCACUUUGCCCUCAAGGGAGGUCCACCGUCGCUGUAACGAUGUCCAUGUAAUGAUCCUCUGAAAGAUGCGACGACUCGUUAAAGCCGUCUAGUCGAAGCGACGAAACCUUCCACGUCGCAAUCGUUCGAAUCCCAACAACUACAAUCGUAUUCCUGAAACGAACUAAGGAAACACAGAUAAUCAACGCAAAGAAACUCGCGAAGAAGACAGUUGAAGGAGGAUAGACAUCGUAGAAAUCCGUGUAUACAUCAACGGAUCUCUUGUUAGAUUUAAAAAAUGAGAGAUAAGACGAAAAUCGGGAGGAGGAAACGCGGCGUCGACGGAUCGACGACCUGAUAGGACCGGGUCUCUGAUUGAAAGAGCGCGCGAAGCUGGCUGCGCGUGCCACGAAAAAUGAACGAAAGCGCGGUCUACCUGCUCGGAUUGGAAGAAGAGGCAAACGUAUCGAGUAAUCAAUUGAAUCGAAGUUUUUACAACGCGAGUUUUCCGCCCCAGAACCGUACCUACGAAGAUCUUUGGAACCUUGCCACCGAUAGGGCCGGUCUAGCGAUACUCUUGUUCCUGUUCUCGGUCGCCACCGUGUUCGGUAACACGCUGGUUAUUCUGGCGGUGGUGAGGGAAAGGUAUCUCCACACGGCGACCAAUUAUUUCGUCACGUCAUUGGCGUUUGCGGACUGUUUGGUCGGACUAGUGGUGAUGCCGUUCAGCGCGAUUUACGAGGUGCUGGAGAACCGUUGGCUGUUCACCACGGACUGGUGCGACGUUUGGCGUUCGCUGGACGUCCUCUUCUCGACCGCUUCGAUCUUAAAUCUCUGCGUUAUCAGCUGGGAUCGUUACUGGGCGAUCACCGACCCGUUCACCUAUCCGAGCAAAAUGAGCAGGAAACGUGCCGCCAUCCUGAUAGCCAUCGUGUGGAUCUGCUCGAGCGCGAUCUCCUUUCCAGCCAUCGCGUGGUGGAGGGCUGUCCGCACGGAGGAAGUGCCAGAGGACAAGUGUCCGUUCACCGAGCACCUGGGUUAUCUGAUCUUCUCGUCGACCAUCAGUUUCUACUUACCCCUGUUCGUGAUGGUGUUCACCUAUUACAAGAUCUACCGGGCUGCCGUGUUCCAGACCAAGAGCCUCAAGCUCGGUACCAAACAAGUUAUAAUGGCCUCAGGUGAAUUGGAGCUCACUCUGAGGAUACAUCGAGGAGGCGGGACAAAUACCGACGCCAAGCACCUGUUUCGCACCGCUUCGAGCACGCCCGAAGAUCUUCAGGAUCUCGAAGAGCCUCUGACAACCAUGCACAACAACUGUUUAACCAGAGUGCCCUCGACAAGGAUCAAUAAGCAGCAUCGGGGAAACAAUUUCUCCCUGUCGCGCAAGCUAGCAAAGUUCGCCAAGGAGAAAAAGGCAGCCAAGACUUUGGGCAUCGUAAUGGGUGUCUUCAUCAUCUGUUGGCUGCCAUUCUUCGUCGUAAAUCUCUGGUCAGGCUUUUGCUCGCAGUGCAUCUGGCAAGAGAAAAUCGUAUUUGCCGCGGUCACAUGGUUGGGUUGGAUCAACAGCGGUAUGAAUCCGGUGAUAUACGCCUGCUGGAGCAGAGACUUUCGAAGAGCCUUCGUGAGGAUCCUGUGUGCCUGCUGCCCGGGGCGAGUAAGGCGGCGAUAUCAGCCGGCAUUCAGAUGUAAACCAAGUCAAUACGUUUCCGGAGCGAAUACCAGCGGCGAGGCGAGCCGCGUCAGCUACAGUAGCGUUAGUCAAAGCAGCGAUGGUGGUGCUGGAACUAUACUACCCAGCGGCGGGAUGUGACGACACACGGGGGCCCGGUCUGGGCCUCGACGAGAACGCGCCAUCCGUUUCCGGGACACGUGAUUGUAGGUUCGCUUAUGGAUAGAUUUUUUCAUCAUUUUGUCUCGGAAGUACUCGUUUCAAAAGUAGAAUCAAGCAAAGAGACGAGGAAAACCAUGACGACCGUUCACCGGCCCCCGUGUGUGCUUCCGAUAGGACAAACGGCGGAUCUCGUCGUGGAUAAGGAUAUAAGGAUAAGCGACGUGUUUCCGUUCCUCCUUAUCGUCGAGCUUUAUCGGUGACGAAAAGUGGACCACGAAGAAGCGUGACACGCAACCCGCAACAAUUUCCUGUAUAGAAAAAGCAACAGUAAUCUCGCGUUUUGUACCUCCGGCGAAAGAUCUGGUGAAAAUUGAAUUGCGGGGAAGGACAGUAUAUCGAGUCAGAUGGCUCGUUACCGUUUUUACGUUCGGAUACCUUCGAUACUUUGUAGCCUUUUAACGAACCUCCGUACACGGAAUCGUAAAUCGAGCAGCGGCGAUGCGCUAUUGGUUACCCGGCGAGUUUAGCGUAUCUUUCUUCGAUUCCUCGAUUCCUUCAUCUCAAUGCACCAAGCAAAUCGUAUACCGUUUCCUUUCGAUACAAUUAAAUCCAUUACCGUUCCCUGGAGACCGUGAGCUGAAUUUCGAGAAAGAAAAUACACGAUAAUACACUUUGUUCCUGUGUGCGUUGCGCGUUUAGAAGACUGACGAUUGAACGUUUGGAAACGUUCAACGUAAUAUGAGAUUGAUAUACUUUGAAUUUCCAGGGAUCGGCGAUCUCUCGUGUCGGUGCAUUGACAGGCGACUGUAUGAACGAAAAGUAUGCACAAAGUUAAAAUAACGAGGAACGAAUAUUACCGCUCGAAGCUGCCUGUCGAUCAACAAAGAGAAAACAAAGAGAAAACAAAGGGAACACGUGAAAAAAAAAACAGAAUAUUUGUGAAAAAUUAACAGCGUUCCCUCGGAAAAAAUUGUAUUUUCCUGCGAAAAUUCAAUGUGCGCGUACCUACUGUACCGCUCUUCCAGUCACGUUGAUCGCUAAAUACACAUACUCGAAUGGAUUCGGUGUAGUAACCACUGUCUAGAUUGAACGAAAGUUAAUUUAAAGUUUCCUCGACCGACACAAGACUGGCAAAAUCGAAAAGUAUUUUCCUCGAAUUGACGAACAAGAUUCUGCAAAACUAAACUGAUACCAAGGCCAAUGUAACUUAAUCGAUGAGUAAAAUAACAAAGUUAUAGUCUGGUUAAUGUUUUAAAAAAGCACGAUUUCAAAUUCACAAACGU
This is a messenger RNA of Bombus pascuorum, 3488 nucleotides long. RefSeq names its product dopamine receptor 2 (gene Dop1R2). The record is from RefSeq and is a predicted model, not a curated record. NCBI's taxonomy places the organism in Eukaryota, Metazoa, Arthropoda, Insecta, Hymenoptera, Apidae. Gene Ontology annotation, biological process: adenylate cyclase-activating adrenergic receptor signaling pathway. Bases 790 to 2184 code for a protein of 464 amino acids. The transcript is spliced from 5 exons. Gene Ontology annotation, cellular component: membrane. Gene Ontology annotation, molecular function: G protein-coupled receptor activity.